CUCCACUCGCCUUAUUUUAACCGCGCCGUCAGGAGUGAGAGCACGGGGGAGUGUGAGAGUGUUGCCAGGGCGCGGAGAGAGUGUGUGGCGUGACUGGGGUUUGUGAGAGUCGAGGGACAUGCAAGGAGAGUGAAAAGUUUGAAAGGAGUGAGAGGCGAAGACGGCCAUUGUCCAAAGCUCAACUAAAUGUACUAAAAAUCUGUCUGCCGCCUUUUUUGCCUCUUCUCCGUGGGCGUGUGACGGUGUGCGGGCGCGCGGGCGUGGCUGUGGUGUAGUGAUGGGGCAGGAUGAAUGGGGAGCCGAACACCAAUCCGCAAGUGCCCAUCACCACCCUAGCGGGCAUCACCAGUCUCACCCAGCUACUACCUGAGCUGCCCCUGCCUUCAUCCUCGGUAGGCCUCGGGGACUCCCGGUCUCUGCUUUUCCACCCGAGAGUAGCUGAGGAGGCGCAGCGGCUCCUCGCGUGCCAAGACCCAGACCUGGUGCAGCAGCUGGCCAACUCCCUCGCCCGCACCCACGCCGACCAUAUACAGCUGAAGGAGCAGUAUGCUGGCACGGAACAUGCUGUGGAGGUGAAGACAGCACCACCACUGCUUGAGGGAAUCCUGCGUUGCAAGCCGGCUGUGUUUACUGGCAAGCCAGCAGGAGGCAGUGAAGCAGUAGGAGGAGUGAGCAUCAAGACUGAGGCAGGAGUUCCCCCAGCACAGAACAGUGUGCUAGCCAAGGCAGCCAAGCAUAUCAACAAUGUGUCAGUGAUCCAGUGUGGUCCAGCACUGGCUAAUGCUGCCCAAGUCAAGGUGAAGAGUGAGCCUGGGGGUCAGGAUCCCCCAACACCCCUACCAGGGGAGCCCACUGCCCACCUUCCCCAGGGAGUCCCAGAGGAGAAGGCUCUUGCUAAACCUGGCCCUGAGGAGGUUAAGGCUGUGGCAGGUCAGAAGGAGCUGGAGGGCCGACUGAAGUCCCAGUCAGAGGAGUUGCUUGGCCAGCUCCCGGCAGACGUGGGGAACGCCAGCAAGCAGGAGAAGAAACCAGACGUGUGGCUAGCCAAUGUGGUGCCUGACAAGCAAAAGGAAGCUCCCAACCACACCCAGGACUCUAAGAGUAAAGCAAACAAGGACCAUGCCACAUAUCCUGUGGGGAAGAUGAAGGAGCCAGUAGUGGUUCUCAACAAGCUCUCCUCGGAGGAGCUUAAGUCAGUGUCUUGCAUCCCCAAGCUGUCAGGAGUUGGAAGUAAUGUCAAGACUGACAACUAUGUGGACAGCUCCAAGAACAACAGCAGCAGCUCCAGGAGGUCUCGGGGCUCCCGGGAAGCCAGCAAGUACAAAGAGGUGAGCUCAGAGUCAGAGUCUGAGGAAGAGGACAAGAAGAAGCCAAACAAGUACUUCAAGAAUCGGGAGAGAGAGAGGGAAGAAAAACGGCGGAAAGAUAAAGCUGACCGGAAACGCAACAGGAUUGCCUCUGAUGAUGAGGAAUACAACCCAGACCAGGAGGCUAAGAAGAGGAGGAAGGGAGGUCAUCAAGAGGAGGAGGAUGAUGAUGAGGAAGGGGAGGACUCGGAGGGUGAGGGGGCAGCAUCCAAGCACCAGAGCAACAGGAGAGCACCAGCUGCCCCCAUGCACAAGAAGUCUUACACCAACAAGCGGAUUGAGCGCAAGUUGGUGGGGCCAACAGAAAAGCUAUCCUCGGAGGAGCUGAUGGAGAGCGGCGUGUAUCAGAGGUUCAACCGCGCUGUGGAGAAGAUCUUUGACAACACUGAAGAUCUUGAUGUCAAUGCUGAGAUUGAAGAGGAUGGGGAUGUCCCUCAGGAGUACCUCAUUCCCAAGUAUGAGCUGACAGACCUUUGCUCUGAGACGGCCAAGCUGAAGAGCCUUGGGGCCAUGGCUAUUGUGCCACCUGAGAGGCUGGUCAGGCUCCUCAACAUCCUGGAGAAGAACAUCCGUGAUGGUGCCAAGGUGACACCCAUUGUGGAUGAGGAGGAUGAUGAAGAUGACAAGCUGUGGAUGGAGUUGGUGAUGGAGCGCAUCCUGCGGGGCAUGGAUGCUUCCCUCACAGCCAUGUACAUCAUGACUGCUCCUAACAUGAGCAAGCGGGUCUAUUUGGAGGAUGUCAUUGAGCGCUGUGUCCAGUUCACUAAGUUCCAGCUCUCCAACACCAUCUACCCCUCCUUUGACCCUGUGUACAGGAUAGACAGUAAAAAAGAUGGAUAUGUGGGCAACAUGAAGAGGAAGCGAGCACAGUGCAAGGAUGUGAGGAACAGGAGCAUUCUGGGUCUGUACAACAAGCUGCAUGAAGUUGUAGGCUUGCUUGCAGAUCUGCUCAGCAUACAGACCCUCACAGAUACCACUGUGCUGCAACUCUCAACACUUGGGGUUUGCCCGUUUUUUGUUGAAAAUGUGUCUGAACUUCAGUUGUCAGCCUUGAGGCUAGUGACCAAGGUGUUUGCCAAGUACAACAAACACCGCCGCUUACUGCUGGAUGACAUUCUGGCUUCUAUAGCACGCUUGCCCAAUAGCAAGCGUAGUUUGAGAACUUACCGAUUAAACUCUGAUGAGAAUGUACAGAUGUUGACAGCCUUAGUGUUACAGUUGAUACAGUGUGUGGUGGAACUCCCUGAGGAGCUGGCACAGAGUAGAGGUAGUAAAAGUGCAACCAGUGAGAGUGUCAAUAGUCAGAAUCCCAAAGAUAGAGACGCCAAAGUGCCCGAGGCGCGGAAAGAGACGACAAUGGAUCGCGAAGUGCUGGUGUGUAGCCGGUAUGAAACAGCCAUGAGCACUGCUUACAGCUUCCUCUCAGUGUUCCUGCAGAAAACAGGAAGUAAGAGUGAGGAGAUAGACUAUCGCCCACUCUUUGAAAACUUUGUGCAGGACCUCCUGGCCACGGUAAACAAACCUGAGUGGCCAGCCGCUGAGCUGCUCCUCUCCCUCCUUGGCAAGCUUCUAGUACAAAAAUUCUGUAACAAGAACACGGACAUGGCCCUUCGUGUGUCCUCGUUGGACUGCCUGGGUGUGGUGGCAGCCAAGUUGCGCCGUGACGCCGUCUCCUCGCACCUGGAGUUGGAGAACAUUGAUGCCAUCAUCCGGGAGGUGAAGGAGGAGGAGAACCGGGAUGCCCCCAUGCUGGAGGAUGGCUCCCCUCCCACGGAGAAUGGCACAGCCAGUGGAGGGUCUGGCAAGAAGAACAAGAAGAAGAAGAGCAGUUCGGAGAAGCUGCGAGACGGUGAGGGUGGGCCGUACGAUGAGGAGGAGGAGCGCACCAUGUUCCUUCAACGGGUGCUCCUUGACUGGCUGGCUGUCAACUCCAGCAGUGAGCCAGCUCUCCUUCAUGCCCGGCACUUCUGCAUUGGCCAGUGGUACCGAGAAGCCUACACUGAGAUUAUGAGGCAGAAGCAAGGGCUGCUGCCUCAGCCCAGUGGCAGUAAGUCUGGCAGCCACAACAAAAGGAAGAGAAAGAGAAAAGGUGACAAUGAGGAUGAGACCAGUGAGGAUUCAGAUGAGGAUGAGGAAGAAGGCGGAAAGAAAGGGGGAGGGCAGGUGGACGAGGCCUUGGCAGCUGAGGUGACUCAGCUAGCUGAAAAGAGGAAGACUUUUCUCAUAACAAAGGUCCCUGCCUUCCCCCCAGCCUCCCCUGGUGCCAAGACCCAGACUCUGCAGACCCACAUUGGCUAUGCCAAUGCUGAACUCAUCACCAAAUACCUGGCCUCCAAAAGACCAUUCUCGCAGAGCUUUGACCUCUAUCUCAAGCAAAUUCUGCGCGUGUUAACCGAGUCUGCCAUCGCUGUCCGCACCAAGGCCAUGAAGUGCCUGACCAUGGUGGUGGAGGCUGAUCCUGGAGUGCUGUCAAGGAAGGACAUGCAACUUGGGGUGCAUCACUCCUUCUUGGACCACUCCACCUCUGUCAGGGAAGCUGCUGUUGACUUGGUGGGCAAAUUUGUGCUCUCUCGCCCAGAGGUCCUCAACACUUAUUAUGACAUGAUCUCAGCAAGAAUUCUGGACACUGGUGUAAGUGUAAGAAAAAGAGUCAUCAAGAUUCUGAAGGACAUCUGCCUAGAGUGUCCAGACUUUGCCAAGAUACCAGAGAUCUGUGUUAAAAUGAUCCGGAGAAUCAAUGAUGAGGAGGGCAUCAAAAAGCUGGUACAGGAGGUCUUCCAGAACAUGUGGUUCACACCAGUAAGGGAUCGGCCCCAUGUAGAUGAAGAAUCCUUGUUGAGGAAGGUGAACAACAUUACUGAGGUGGUGGUGGCUUGCAGGGACACUGGACUGGACUGGUUUGAGCAGCUGCUGCACAGUAUGUUCAAGCCCAGAGAAGAUAAGGAUGAUGUGACUAAGAUAGUGAGUGAGCCCCCAAAGUCCCUGGUGACAGCAUGCAAGCAGAUAGUGGACUGCCUGGUGCGCCACAUCCUGGUGCUGGAAGAGGACGGACACAACAACGCUGCUGGCCCACAGCCUCGCACCACCACGCAGCGCAUCCUGGCCUGCCACAAAACACUCUACCUGUUUGCUAAAAUCCGUCCCCAGCUCCUGGUGGAUCACGCGAUAACACUUCAGCCUUACCUCGCGUGGAGAUGCCAGACCCAGGUAGACUACAACAUGAUAGGUGUGGUGGCUCGCACCUUGGAACUUGUGGUGCCUUUGAUGGAGCACCCAAGUGAGACCUUUCUAGCCCAGCUUGAGGAGGACGCAGUGAAGCUGAUCCUGCAGCAUGACCGCACUGUCAUAACAUCCUGCCUGGCACUUCUCGGCUCUAUAGUUAACACAGUCACAAAAAACUACCGGCUCAUCAAGGAUUGCUUCAACAAGUAUCACACCUUCAUCGUAGAUUAUAAGAGGUAUAGUGAGGAGAAUCCGCAAUGCCCCAAGCUGGAAACCCGCAAGCCACUCUUCCGAAGGUCUCUUUACACCAUUGGACUAUUAUUGAAACAUUUCAACCUUAAGGAUGAAACAGUCAGGUGUGGCCUGCAGGAGGACAUCACUAACCAAGUGUUUGACACCCUCAUGUACUUCAUGGACCAACCAGACAGCAACAUUCGCCUCUACACCCUGCAGGCGUUGGGCUUUGUGUGCAUCCGUCAUUACGAGCUGAUGAUGGGCACUCGCCUCAAGCAGCUAUACCACACCUUGCUGCUUGACCCGUCCGUCAACACUACCCUACGCAUCCAAACCCUGCAGAACAUCGAAUCCUAUUUGCAGGAGGAGGAAGUGCGCAUGAUCAAGCAGGACCAAGAGUGGGCUAAACAAAAAACUCGUGAAAACUUGAAGGAGAUGUGUGAUGUUCAGUCUGGCAUGGCAUCGGCAAUCAUUCAAGUCUACCUGAAGCAAGUACUGGAGUGUGUGGUGACCGGUUGUAUGGGGGUGCGGCACUCAGCACUGCGGGUGAUCCAGCUGGUGUUGGCACAGGGUCUGGUGCACCCUGUCCAGAUUGUGCCCUACCUGGUGUGUAUGUCCACUGACACGGAGGACAUGAUUGCUCAUUCUGCAGACAAGCAGCUGCAAGACAUAGAGAAGAAGUACCCAGGCUUCAUCGGGAUGAAGGCCAUGCAGGGGUUCAGACUGUCCUAUCGCCUCCACUCUCUCAUCCAGCCAUCCAUGCCCACCAGGGGUUUCCGCACCAAGGAGGGGGAACAUCCUGGUGCACUCAACGGCUUUCUAUACUCCGUGAUGCGCUCCACCAAGCAGCACCGUAGGGCUGUGGCCUUCUCCCUCCUGAAGCAGUUUGAGGAACAGGCGAGAACCACUCUUGCUGAGCUGCUGUUCAUCUCGGACAACCUGGCAUACUUCCCUUACCAGGUGUUGGAUGAGCCACUCUUUAUCAUCCACCACAUAGACAUCAUGAUAUCAGUCACGGGUGCCAACCUUCUCCAGUCUUUCAAAGAGUCUCUGCUGCCACCACCCAAUGCUGAGGUGAAGAUCAAUCCUGAGACUGGCCAGCCAGAGUAUGUGGAUGACCUGGAAGAUGAGGAGGACGUAGAGGUGUACUUGAGCCGCAUGCCCCCUAACUUGACACCGCUGGUGGAGUGCAUCAAUGCCUCUCAGGGCUGCCUCCUCCUCCUCAUGCUGAAGGAUUACAUGAAGGAAAUUUAUGGCAUCACUGAUGGGAAGAUUGGCCAGUAUUCUCCAUCAGACACUUCAAAGCAGUAUGAGAAGAGCUGCUCUAAGAAGAGCUCAGCAAAGUUCAAUCCCAAGCCCAUCCUGAAGAGGCUGAAGGAGGAGCCUGAGCAGGACCUGAAUAACCUUGAGGACAUCAGACCAAAGAUUGACCUUGUCAACCAGUACCUCAAUUUUAAAGCCCUUAUGCUGAAGAUAGAUCCAGAUGAUGAUGAUGACUCGGAUUGUGAAGUGAAGAAGCCAUUCCAGAAUGAUGCCCACUCCUCCAUACCUAACACGCGCAACCUUCGAGGCAACCAGCAUGCAACGGACGUUCCUUGCCUGCCUGGCACCCAUGAUGGAUGGAAGGACCAACCCAAGGGGACGGAGAUGAACUCAGCUGUGGCCCUCAAUGCCAUUGGCCCUGUUGCUGGGGAGCUCCUGCCACCAGCCAAUGCAGCUCCACAGCCACCAAUGCCCCCGCAGCAGCACCAGUCCCCUAUCAAGCCUAUCACCAUCCGGACCUCGCAGGUGGUGCCAUCUCGGGAACACCGCUCCUCCCACCACCAUCAUCACCACCAUCACCACCACCACCACCGGUCUUCUUCCCACAAAUCUUCCAGCCACAAAAAGCACAAGAAGAAAAAGAGGAGAAGGAGAACGAGCGACUCUGAGGAUGACGAGAGUGACUACAGUGACCCAGAUUUCCUUGUAUAGUAGUGACUCGAGUCUGUGGUGGCCCAUGGCGGCAGCUGAGUGGCCAGUGUGAUGGACAGGACCUGAGAGAGUGCCAUGGCUGCUGCUGCCACUGCUGGGUUUGUGUGCGAGUUGCGUGUAAGUGUGUUCGCGUGUGUGCGUGGAGCUCGGAGGAAAGCGUAGAUAAAUUUGAUCCUUAGUGAUGCUGAAGUGACCUUUAUACAAAAGAAAGUUUUAAUAAGAAUACAAGAGGAAUGAGAAUAGAUAUUUUUUAUUCAAAGCAAUACUAUAGGUAAGGGAGUUAUUUUGCAUUAAUGACUGCACAGAUGCAACUUCUCUAUUGCAAUACCUCUGAUGAAGUACGGUGGCAACUAUUAUUGGACUGACCGGAAUCAGACAUGGGGUUUCUCGGUACCACAGGAAUGAGGUGGUGUGGCAAUGACAACAAGAAUGUUACAAAGUACAACCAGUUUUGUACCAGAACAUUGGUUGACCGGCAACAUUUAGUGCUCCGAGGAGGACGACGCCCAUGCGAUGGUAAUGAGUCGGCGUGAAUUUAUUUAUUAUUUAUUGUACAGUACAUUUUCACCACCAAUAGUUUCUUUUCUAUUUAUUGAGGAAGCAGAAGAGAGCAGAACAGCAAAGCAAAGGAGAGGCCCCCCAUCCCCCAGCACUGGUUGUGAGAGUCAGUGUUGCCAGUGUAGACGUACUCACACCAUGGAGGCUCCUUCUUACUAGUUCAUAUGUAUAUGUAUUUAUGAUAUAUAUAUAUAUAUAUAUAUAUAUAUAUAUAUAUAUAUAUAUAUAUAUAUAUAUAUAUAUAUAUAUAUAUAUAUAUAUAUUUUUUUUUUUUUUUUUUUUUUUUUUUUUUUUUAAGGAAAAAUUACCUUGACCAUUGACCAGUUUUUAAACUUAUUGUCUAUUGAUUUCAACAUUUUGACAGUGCAAUUUUUUAGAAAUUUGAAAGGACCAGAAGAUUUAGGACACGUUUGCUAGGUUUAGCCCAUCUUUUCUCAGUUUGAGCACAAAUGUUCAAUAUUUGAACUGUACUUGAUUAUGCAAAGUUUUUACAAUUCACCAAAAGUGGGAGGUUCAGAAUGUUUAAUUUGCCUUUGUGAUAUCAGCUACUCUUAUACACAUUUUCCUGCCAAAUACAAGCUACAUGACUACUGUCAAGGGAAUACAACUGUGCAUGGGCACCUUAUUAUUACUAUAACAAAAGUCCAAAGGAGUCAGUUUAUCAUUAAUGUGAAUAGUGUGUGACCACUAAUGAUGUAAGUAUGUGUUCCAUAAUAUUGGUCUAUUUUUACCUGACUGUAGUGGUGUCACACAGAGUUUAGUUUAUAGACUAGACAAAAGUGUAGUAAUGGUCUGUAUAUCUGCGACUUGCAAGUGGACUUGUUUUUUAUCAGAUAAAAAUGGUACAUAAUUGUAUGUAUACUUGUGAAUAGCAAAGUUUACCUAAUAUGGUUUGAGCAAAGACAAUUUUUCCUCAUUACUUAUUUUUUAUAGAAAACAUGGCAGAGUCUGAGCUGUUUUCUUUUUUAUACCAAUGGAAAAAAGUGGAAAAAUUUGUAUUGCCUUUUGCGAUAUUUCUUGUACAGAAUGAGUCAACAGCACAGACUCGUGCCCGACCCACCCUCGAGUUUUGUAGUAGAUUGUGUUUUGUCCAUUACUUUGAUUCAUGACCCAAAUUAAUUAUUUCCUCUCAUCACAUGAGUGGAGGGGGAGGGAGGGCUUUCCCACCAAUUACCACUACCACCAUCACCACUGUCUUUUAGUCUCCCAGUCCUUGUUUUACAAGGCAAGACCUUUCAUGAGGAACUUGCUCGUUGGCUAGUGACUGACAGACACACAGACACAUGCUGACGCAGAUGCGCCCACACACAAACGCGUAGACACACACACACACACACACACACACACACACACACACACACACACACACACACACACACACACA
Molecule: messenger RNA, 8739 nt
Organism: Portunus trituberculatus (swimming crab)
Lineage: Eukaryota; Metazoa; Arthropoda; Malacostraca; Decapoda; Portunidae
Gene: Nipped-B
Product: nipped-B-like protein
Exons: 32
Coding region: 288-6797 (2169 amino acids)
Biological process (GO): regulation of gene expression; replication-born double-strand break repair via sister chromatid exchange; establishment of mitotic sister chromatid cohesion
Cellular component (GO): Scc2-Scc4 cohesin loading complex
Molecular function (GO): chromatin binding
Source: RefSeq, a predicted model, not a curated record